Messenger RNA from Archocentrus centrarchus (flier cichlid), 4050 nucleotides. RefSeq names its product suppressor of cytokine signaling 9 (gene socs9). The transcript has 2 exons. Gene Ontology annotation, cellular component: phosphatidylinositol 3-kinase complex. The record is from RefSeq and is a predicted model, not a curated record. Gene Ontology annotation, biological process: intracellular signal transduction; phosphatidylinositol phosphate biosynthetic process. Bases 268 to 1899 code for a protein of 543 amino acids. Gene Ontology annotation, molecular function: 1-phosphatidylinositol-3-kinase regulator activity. NCBI's taxonomy places the organism in Eukaryota, Metazoa, Chordata, Actinopteri, Cichliformes, Cichlidae.
UGUGCGGCACUAGCAGUUCAUCGAGCUAAUGCGAGCUAGGUGUCUUGCUGUUAAUACCGUCGUUUGUUUAAGAAGAAAAGUCUGUUUGGCCUGGAAAGUUGAUUGCAACUUCAUAGGCAUUGCAAAGUCUAUAUGGUCACUAUAAAUGGACAGUGAUAGUGACAUGUCUGGAUGUGGAUGGGAAUCAUUUGCUAAAAGAUAACUGCAAUUACAAGUCAUUCCUCAGCAGUUUCCUGGAUUGGUGAAACUGUCUCCACAUAUUCCGUCAUGUCAUUACCAAAGGAGUCAGGAAACCGAGGAAAAGAUCGAGAGAGGGGCGCUCGUCCCAAGGUGAGACAGAGCCGGUCAGAGGAGAGACGAGAUGCAGGCAGUGGAAGGAAAGGUGGAAAGGGGAAGAAAAAAGGCAUUUCUUCCCAAGAAGCUCCAGCUGAGCGGCCUGUCAGUGAUGGCUUUGAGUAUGGUGAGCUGUUGAGUGAACUGGAGACCAGGGACCAAUCUUCCUCUUCCCCCCUAAGAGAUAGUUGGAGGUGGCAGGGCUUUGAAGUAGCUGCCUCAUUACUAGGACAGGAACGAGUAACAGCAAGACCAAGUCUGGGAGCAACUGGCUCUGCUGCAGAGUUACCUACAUCUAGUGAAGGUGAGGGGAGAGGGUCAAGCAGCAGUCGCACUCUCAGGCAAAAAAUCCAAGAUGCAAUGGGACAGUGUUUCCCAAUAAAGACACACACUGCAGCGGCACCAGCUCCACCGCCGCAGGCUCUUUCAUCAUCAACUGCCUGUGCCUCCUCGAGGCGCAAGAUCCAUCUCAGUGAGUUGAUGUUGGAUGACUGUCCUUUCCCUGUAGGAUCAGAGCUGGCUCAGAAGUGGUAUCUCAUUAAACAACACACGGCCCCCAUUACCCAGCCUCCCCUGUUAGAUUCUGCAGUAGUGUGCACUGCCCCGACUUCAGCCAUGGCAGCUGUGGUGGAGGAUGUGGAUGACAGAUUACGCGAGCGCAGGCGCAUCAGCAUUGAACAAGGUGUUGAGCCACCUCCAAAUGCAGAGAUCCACACAUUUGAAGUGACAGCCCAAAUUAACCCUCUCUACAAGCACGGCCCGAAGCUGGCUCAUGGCAUGAAUGACUUAGCUGAGACUGACAGAGCCUCGGUCCAUCAGCAGCAGCAGCUUCUUCUCCAAAGACAGCAACAACACCAACUGCUCCUACAGAGCUGUUUGGACACUCUGGAUGAGGUGGCAGCCUCAGCAUCAGCCUCCGUCCACACCUGUGAGGCUGUCUCAGACGAUUUGGUUGACCCAGACAUAACAGCAACCAGCAUGACCUCUAGAGCAAUUCUUCCUCAGACUGAGCAUCAUAAAUCUCACGAUAGCUACCGCAUUCACACUCAGAUUGAUUACAUUCACUGUUUAGUCCCAGACCUGCUGCAGAUCACUAACCUCCCGUGUUACUGGGGGGUCAUGGACCGCUACGAGGCAGAGACGCUGCUGGAGGGAAAGCCUGAAGGCACCUUCCUCCUGCGGGACUCUGCCCAGGAAGACUACCUCUUCUCAGUUAGCUUCCGCCGCUAUGGCCGCUCACUACAUGCACGUAUAGAACAGUGGAAUCACAACUUUAGCUUUGAUGUUCAUGACCCCAGUGUCUUCCAUGCUCCCACAGUUACAGGGCUGCUAGAGCACUACAAGGAUCCCAACUCCUGCAUGUUCUUCGAGCCCCUCCUGUCCAACCCCAUACACCGCACACAGCCCUUCAGCUUGCAGCACAUCUGUCGAGCAGUCAUUAGCAGCUGCACCACCUAUGAUGGCAUUAAUAUGCUUCCCAUUCCAAAUGCUUUAAAAAAGCACUUGAAAGAAUACCACUAUAAACAGAGAGUACGUGUACGGCGAAUGGAUACCUGGUGGGAAUGAAAAAACAAAACACUGACUUAAAGAAACUACCAAAUACAUUUUUAAUGAAAGUCUCUCUAAACCGAAUUAAGCAGUGAUUCUUGUUCUUCACUCCGUUUGGCUGUAUUAACCUACACCACACUGUACUUAUUUAUUAUAUUCCUGCUGUACAGGCCAUAACAAAUUGUACUAAACAACACUGACAAGGCAAUAUGUAAUCUCACAGAUCUUGCACACUCAGAGUUCUUUAUCCUUAAAUUAAACAGACUUAUUUAGAUGUGUGUUGUUCACAGCUAUCCUCACAUAUCAUCUGUGUUUUCAAGUGUGACUAAAUCAGCUUAAUUAUCUAAUGAUGGGGGGGAGAAUCCUAGAGUGAAAGGAGAUGAUUAUAAUCAAGUUGUUCAUCAGUCACGUGCUGAGAAGGUGAAACACGCACUGACAAGGUUUCUUUCUUGUAAGUGAAGUGUUGAAGUACAGCACGUCUGUGGUAUUAAUCAUCAUUUCCUACGUAGCCCAGGGCUGAUCAUAAGGGAUGAGAGUUAGGUGCAUAUGCUACGUGGUCUUAUUAAAAGUGCAAAGGCUUGUCACUCACUGGAGUUAUAAUAACACGCUCACAUUAGUUUUUAAUUGCAGAGUAACGGAACACCCUGAACACCUUGGUUUUGGUAACAUCCAGUGGUAUAACGCCUCUCUUUUAAUGCAGUCAUGAAGAAGUAUAUUAUCACUGGUGGAUGUGGCUGCUGGUGCUUCACGUGGUGAUACACUGUAAACCUUUUCUUUAACAGUGUGAUUUCCUGCAUUAAUUUUAAACGCGCAUGUCUUCCAUUCAGAUUCUAAACCUUUCAGCUUCAAUCCUAAGCUGUUGGUAUUCCCGUGAAGUUAGAUUGCUGCAGCCAGUGCCAGCAGUCUUCAUUAGUUAGGAUUACAUGUGGCUUCCACGAACCUGUCAGCCGCAUUGUAAAUUAUGAAGAAUGUAAAUUAUAAAGCCCUGUGGUUUAUUUAACUUGUUUUGCUCAAACUCUUGACUUUUGUGCAUUUCAAUAAGUCCAGAAGUUGAAUCUGUUUUAUGUCCUUUUUUUUUUUUUUUUCCCUCUAUGCAUUUAAGUGAUGUGAAGGGGAAAAAAAUCGAUCUUGUUGCUAUACUUCCUGCUGGGUGUAUUUGAAAGAGGUAGGGUGUCUCUACACUAAUCUUCCAUUCCAGCAGUUCAAUGACAAAAUUACCAUAAUGAAGUAGCACUGGUGAAUCUUAAUUAACAGGAAGAAUGAUGGGAGACGGCAUGAAUUUCAGCUUUUUUCUGGGGCUUGACAUGAAGUUAGUUACAAAGACAAAAAUUAGUACCCUCUGAAAGCUCUGCAUAGAGAAAUCAGUUCUAAACCAAAAUCCUUAAGGCACUGAAAAAGGGAACAGCUUCAAGUAUAUGAAUCUACCUGUUAGGGAAGAGUGUGGUCAUAAAAGCUAUAGUGUAAUAAAUAUGUAAUACACCUGUGAUGAAUGCUCAGUAACACUGAAAUUUAAACAUAAAAAUACAUCAUCUAAAAAUGUACUGUCUUACAGUAGACUGCAAAUUCUUGCUUUAUAUGUGCUGAGUUGAAUAUACAAUCCAUAAUAUCUAUUUUAUUAAUAUUACCAGACUAAAAUAAACACAUUUAUGUAUAAUUCUCUCUUGACUCUGCAUAUGAGCACUGCAAAUAUCUUAAAUGGUGUGUUUAAACAUCUGCAUAUUUAAAAUUACAAAUAAAAUUGUUAUAUAUACCACAAAUUAUCAUAGCAACACAGAUUGAAGCAUUUCAUACAGGUCAGACUUACAUUAUCAGCAACAUAUCUAUGACUUAUUCAGAGAUUAAUUUCAGAUUUUACCUCUACAGGGAAUCAUUCACUGCUAUGUGUGAACAGCAGUUUGUAUUAAUGAAUACACAGAAGAGACACCCCCAUUGGUAAUUACUGUGUGCACUAAGUAAUAGUUACAAAAGCCAACCAUCCCAGUGUUAAUGGGAAACCAUGGUGAACGGGACCUAGUUCGUCCUCUGAGCCACUGUUGAUGUUUUCUCCUUGAGAUGGCUGAUUUGACAUGCAGAAUGUAAAUCAUCCAUGACAAGCACUCAUCCAAUAAUGAGGCUGCUAUUAUUUAAGCAGCAGUUCCAAUGCACCAUUAAAGUCUGCAUUCAAAAUGC